This is a messenger RNA of Capsaspora owczarzaki ATCC 30864, 5912 nucleotides long. RefSeq lists its product as hypothetical. The record is from RefSeq and is a predicted model, not a curated record. NCBI's taxonomy places the organism in Eukaryota, Filasterea, Ministeriida, Capsasporidae. The coding region runs from base 68 to 5818 and encodes 1916 amino acids. The transcript is spliced from 2 exons.
CAGUCCUCAAUUUAUUCCUUUUUUCCUUUUGUUUGCUUUCGUUGCCCUAUUUUCACAAAGCACAAGAAUGAGUGAGGAAGCGACCUCUGGAGAGGCGGCAGGAGCACUGUCAAUGUCGACGGAAGCAACAGCUCUGCCUGCUCCCGCUGCGACUCCGUCUGCGACACCAGCGGCCGCGCAGCCUCCCGCGACCAUGUUCUCGAUGGACCAGGUGCAGGCCAUGAUUGCGCAGGCGGUGGCUGCAAGGGAGGCAACCAUCCGCGCUGAAGUCGAGUCGAUGCUCGCCCAGCAGCUGCAGCAGCAGUACCAGCAGUUCGCCGCAGCCACCACCGCCGCAACCACCGCCGCUGCCACCGGCCUGUCGACUGCCGAUUCCUCUGCCGUCACCAGCUACACAGCAGCUGCAGCAGCACCAUCAAAGCCUGCCCAAGAUCACGCAGCGAGGACGAUGGAGACCGAAGGCGAGGGCAUCACGGACGACUCGAGCACAAGCUCAUCGACAGAGUCCAUUGCGGUCGCGCGGUACGCUGCGGCACAGCAGUCCACUGCCAACCUGGUCUCGGCGCUGCACCAAGUCAUUCGCACUGUGGACGGAUUUGUCUCGUCCUCGGCGUCCGCCAUCCACGCGGGCGGCGCUGAAACCAAGGGCUCGACAACAGACGAAGAAAUCGACGACGACGACGAUGAUGAUGAUGACGGCGACGACGACGACAAAGCUGGUGGUGGCGAGGACGUCCAAGUCCAAGCAGCAGCGUCAGCAAACUCAAACCGCAACGACCAAACAACUCGAGACACCUCAACAACACCCGCGGCUCUGUCAGCCUCCUCCUCCACCCUUCCGCAACCCACAGACCAACAGCACGCACCUGUUGCGGUAGAGUCGGCAGCGUCAGCGGCAGACACGCCAGACGCCGGUGAAGAAGCGACGCCGGCCUUGACGACCGCCCCUUCGCCAACCAAAGUGGUGACUCGCUCCAGGAAGUCGAGUGUGAGCGGGCCGACCGUACUGGCAAGCACGAUGACGGCGUCGACAGCGGCAGCACGGUCGCCAGCGAUUGUGGGCGACGGAUUGCCUGCGCGUCGGCGAAGCCACCAUCGAACAGCCUCCUUGUCCUCGCUUCCCAUCUUCUCACAGGGCCGAAACCACGGCGACGGGACGCGCGAGUACGCGUCGUCUGCAAUGAACUUGGGUGGUCCUCGGUCGCAAGCCGGGAGCCGCCGCAGCGUGCACGACGCCAUGUUUGGCGACAGUGCGUACCUUUCCCAGCGAGAAUCUCUGAGAGCCGUCCGAGACUCGAAUAUUCGCAUGUUGACGGAAAUUCUGGACGAGCUUGAUUCGCGUGCCAUUUUGCGUCAGCAGCAAGUGCUGAAUGUGCUCCUGCCGGAUUCGGAGCCAAAAACGGCCGCCCAAGCCUUUGGCCCAACCGGCAAGCCCAUCAUCCCUCGCCCCUUGUCCACGACUCACGUGGCGCAACACCGGGACGGCUCCAAGGAACCGUCGCCGUCAGGUUCUCCGCGCGGCUCGCAACAUCGCCUUUCCUCCCUUUCCUCGUCGUCGCUCGGCAAACUUCAUCAUCAUCAUCAGCGCCAAAGCAGCUUUUCUCGAUCCUCAGGGGGCGGGAAUGUCGAAUUCCGCCGCCUCAGCCUCGGUUUGACCAGUGACGACGAGCAGGCAACUGCUGUCGGCACGCACGGCUCGCUUUCACGAUCCAACUCAAACCGUGGCGUGGGCUCGACCAGCGGCUCGCUGUCCAAGUCCAACUCGGCCACCCGGCUAACUGCGGCCGUAUCUGCCAUCGCGUCUGUCGCAGCAACCACGGCGCCAGUCUCGGUGUCGGCGCGCCCACACGCACGGAUUCGUGACGUCCGCGAUGUCAGCUCCUCGGACGACUCGGACGAUGACACUGUUGGCACCCAACGAAAGCGAAUGCACUGGACAGACAUGCUGAACGAGGAUCCGCCAGAGUACAUGAUGAAAUCCAGGCAGGCCCAGCUGCAGCAGCAGCAAAAACCCCGUCGGGCGUCCGCUGCCUCCCGGCUUGCCAGCAAGGCCCAACAUUUGGCGCGCGCCAUGACUUCUGGCUCGCGUAAGCAGAAGAGCAAACCCGACCAGGCGGCAAAGGUUCCCAAAUCCUCCAUGAAGGCGCAACCUCAGGACGCUCCAUCAGCGGUGUCGUCGUCUUCUGCAGCUGCGUCCUCGAGCGCGGCUCGUCCAGCACUGUCCUCGUCUGUCACUGCAAUUCCGCUCACCACCCCUGCACUCGCGGCUAGUGCUGCUGCCGCUGCUGCUGCACAGCCUGCAACGACGACGACGACAACGACGACGCCCGUGGUAGUGCUGGGAUCGUCGCCACAAGCGGCACCCGUCUCCACUCCGUCCACCCCGACCCCAGCAGACCCGUCUGCACCCGACACCGUAAUCCCUGCUCAGUCACAACCGCCCCAGCAGCCUUCAUCCUCACCGGCAUUGCAUCUGGUCCCUGCCGCUCCUGCUACGACUUGGAACCUCGUCUCACCGCUGGCCAACCCCUACAGCGGCUCAAGCACUUCGUUGCAACCUCCGCUUGAGGAGUCUGAAGGCCUGCAACACCCCACCCCUGCCAUUGCACAUCUGCCAUCUGAUCCGGUGGCUGCGAGCACGCGGCUAGGGAUGGCCAUUGCUCGGGGCUCGUACGACGUGGACGACGAAUCGGAAACGGUUGCGCGACGACCGGGUCCUCAGGCUCGGCCUGCGCGGGUUUUGGACAACCACUAUGACAGCUUGAGCAGCGAUGGUGACGAUGAGAGCGAUUACGAUAACGACGAUGACGACCACCCCAGUGUCAGCAGCCACCUGCGGUCAUUCAGCGAUACGGAGGUCUCGCACAACUCGCGUCGGCGUCGCCGACUGUUCACGGUGGCCGAAAUGCUGGCAGAGCUCGAGCGCGAAGCUGUCUUGCGCGAGCGCAUCCAGGCAGCCCGCGACGAAGCCAUCGCCAACUCGGUCAGCCUUGGCCUGCCAUCCGCGUUCCGAUUCCGCGUCGACAAUGCGUUUUCCAAUGCCAUCCAGACCCUUCGUCGUCGGCUGUCGGCUCACGAUGCCCACGCGGUAGCAUUGCCUCCAUCCGUCGACGAACAGGUUAGCACUGAGAACAUUGCCAUGGCUGCGCAAUCGUCGGCCGCGGCGGCACCCUCGUCAUCCUCGCGGGAUCCCAGCACGUCCACUUUGCCCUCAUCGUCUUCUACUUCUGGUGCCGAUGUGACGCUUUUGGCGGAAACUACUCCCCCGACAGAAGCCGCCGCCGCUGCCACUGCUGCUGCUGCUGCUGCUGCUGCUGCUGCUGCUGCUGCUGCUGCUGCUGCAGAUGAACCCUCGACAGUCCAGGAGAUUAACGCUGCCCUGCGGCGAAUUUUGUCGGAAUCAGACGUUUCCCAAUAUCGAGACAAUGACUUGCGCAAUAUUGCCAGCAUGUUGGAAGAGCUGCGUGUCGCCGAGCUCGAAGCCAGGCAACAUGCACUGCUCUACCCGCCGAUUCAAGGCAAGCGUGUCGCUACUCCGAUGGGCGUCGCCACGCCCGUGGACAAGAAGGCCCUGGACCGCAGGCGGCAGGAGCAGCGUAAGCAGUUUGAGCGCGAACUGGCGAUGCGGCAACGGCAAGAGCGAGCGGAGGCCAAAGCGCGAAAGCGUGCUCUGCGUGAAAACGACUCGGCUUCCGGCUCGGCCCACGCCUCUGGAAGUGCAACACCGGCGGAAGGAGAUGUGUCUGGCGUGUCCAAGCAAAACAUCGUGACUCGUCUCAAGAAGACGCUGCGACGAACGAGCGAGUCGGAGGCUGCGGGCGGCGACGAAGCUGCUGCACGGGAAUCCGAAGUCGCCAACAAGAGUACGAGUGCGCUUGCAGCUCCUGCAGCUGUUGCAGGUGAUACUACCGCCCCAAGCACACGACCCGACACUUCCGGUUCGGUCACCCCCAUGUCUGCAAGCUCGGUACGCUCUUCGGGAACCGCCACUCCCAUCAGCCAGUCGCAACAAGCGGCAGCAGAGAAAGUUGCCGCCGACAAGGUUACCACAGAGAGCGCUCCUGUUGUCACCGACGGCGACGCUCCGCUGCGCACUGCGUCGUCUGUCGACUCGGUUGCAAGCUCUGAACGCGACGACGACGUCCCGACCAACUUGGUCUCCUCCAAGCCGGUCACCACUGCAAGGGCGCCCCGACGCUCGAGCACGUGCAACAUGACGUUUGAGGAAAUGCUCACUGAUAUGCAUCCCGAGGACGAGGCCCUGACUGCCAGCAACCAGGACCUGUACCGUUCCUACCGCCAGCACCUGUACGAGCAUGUGAUGGCAAACUCUACGAAUCGCCUUGAUUCUCGGUUGGGCCCGGAGGCAGCGGCCUUUGCGCGUCGUGAAAAGGAUCUCCGCGAUCUCGAAGAAGCCGAGCAGAAUGAAACCCAAAAGCCGAGCUUGGUGGGGCGUCUGUUGAAAAAGUCCAACAGCAAGGGCUCGGUCGUUGCUCAUCAAGUCGAUCCGCCCAAGGAACCCGCAAAGUUGAAAAAGUCCGGCAGCAAGGGCUCUGUUGUCAACUAUCAUGUUGCUCCCGCGACCGGAGCCCGCGGCGGCUCGCGCGUGGCUCAGCCGGACGAGAUGGAUCCCGAACUGACUGCCAUCACGACUGCCAUGGCUCAAGUCGACCGCAGUGCCCAGGGGAUCAUGAUUGAUCAACUGGGCGACGACCAGCUCAUUUCUCUUGCCGAGAUGAUUGCGGAACUAGACGCGCGGGCUGCGCUUGCCGAAGGAAUUGCACGCGAACGCGAAAAGCAGCGCCGUCGGUCUGUUCAAGGCAUCUACUCUGCCAUUCGUGGCAAGUUUGUGCGAAAGGAAGGCAAGGUGCCCACCAUUGCACUGGCUGCCCAGCGGUACGAGGCCGAGCAACACCGCAAAAAGUCCCUGGAAGCAACGAACGCCAUACAGCUCGACAGUCCUCCUUCUUCAACCGCCGAGCCCUCCAGUCAUGAGCCUGUGGUCUCCAUCUCGGCCAGCAACGUGGUCGGCGCCAACGCGGCCUCUGGUUCGUCACUCCAGAGCACAUCUACACCCAUUGUAGCCGUCACAGUGACGCCCACAUCUCCAGUUGCUGCUGCUGCCGCUUCUGCUCCUGUUGCUGCUGCUUCCGCUCCUGCUCCUGUUGCUGCUGCUUCCGCUCCUGCUCCUGCCCAGGCCGCAGCCAGUGAUAGCGACAGCGACGUCGACGACGGCAUUCGAGAUCAAGACUUGCGCAACCUGGCCGCCACGCUCCGAGAGCUCGAUGCCAAGUACGAGCGCAUUCAGCAGGAUAAGGAACGAAGGCGCCUAAUGCGAGAGCAGGAGGAGCUGCUUCUGCAACACCAGCAGCAAAGCAAGUUGUCGCAUCGUCUGGCGUCGAAAGGCAAAAAGCUCGUGUCGGUUUUCAAAAUCUCCACGGCCAACACGAGCGGAGACCUCAACAGCCAGAACUUGCUGAAGCCGUCAGACCCCUCUCUUCCCGACGCUCCGACUCCUCCAGUCUCUCCUCGACACAACCUUGUCGGCCAGCGCAAAAAGUCGCAAUCCCCACCCCACAGCCCUCCACCAACCAGCUACGUUCCGCCCGCAACCAGCAGUUUUCCGCUGCUCUCCCCUGUGCGAGAAGCCCCGCUUUCGCCUCGUGGCGACGAGUCCGUGUCGCCAACCUCCCCGACCUCCCCAGGAUUUCCCGCAUCAGAAGCCCGGCCUCCGUCUCAGAACGGCCUUUCCGCGCCGCCCGUGCGACGCUUGACUCUGGUUGCCGAGGAAGGAGCUGGGCGCAGUUUGGAUGUUUGAGGGGUACCAACAAAAGGCGUUCUCUUUCCCUGUACAAAAAAAAGCUCGAGUUUUCAUGAUUUUGUUUUCUUCCUUUUUUUUUCUUUUCGUGCUU